UAGAACAAAAUUCCUUUCAUGCAGCAUUAUAUUUGUGGUGACUGCGUUGUAGUAACAUUUAAGAUAUUCAAUUUUUCAACGUCAAAAGCAAGAUUCUGACAAGGGCCCAACUAUGGGCAUCUGGUCAGUAACAUCGUUUUUCCUGUUCGCCAUCUUCUCUGGGAUACCGGGGAAUGAGGGUAAAUUUAUCAACUUCAAAAACGGUUAUGAGUAUGUUUACCGGUACGAGGGUCACUCUACAAUCAAAGAUUUGGGGAAAUUCAUCGUUAAAGCGAAGGUGAGUUACACCAACAUUCGGACCGUGACUGAUGACCAGGAAUUGCUGCUAAAGGUGUACACCAUCAAUGUCACCCCUGAACAGAAUACAGAUGUGAAAGGAAUGGACAACGAUUUUUCAAAAUGGUUUUCAUUUGUGAUAUCUUCUCGGGGAGUGGUGAAUCAUGUUUUUCAUCCAAGAGGAGAAGAUGAAGAAGUGGUGGCCAUCAAGAAAGGUCUUGCAUCUAUUUUUGCAGCAAAAUUACAUCAAGAAGGAGAGGUUCCAGGCACAAAAGGAAGUGAUGGCUUUACUUACCAUGUGUCUGAACUUGGAGGUGAAGGAGAGCAUAAUAGUACGUAUACUGUGUCAUCAACAAAAGAGGGUCUAGAAUUUAAAAAGACCAGACUUAACCACCCAGUAAAAAAUGCGAAGGCAUCCUUUCAGAAGACAAUGCUUUACCAUGACUACCUUGGGACUAUUCACAGUGUUCUUAUAGAAGAGGAUUUCACAUCUCCCAAGGCACCUAAGGGAUUCAAUCCAUUACAUGGCAUGAGAAAAGUGAAAGCUGUGAAUGAAUUUAGCACUACAGAGUAUCCUGACAUGUCUUACACCAGUCAAGGUAAAAUGACCUUUCUAACAAGACAUGUAGACAAAAAAGAAUGGAUGAAACCGGCUGAGCAGUUGAUGAAAGCGCCUAUUCACAUUGGCAAUGUGAGGCAUGUUCCUAAGAACAUCAAUUUGACAGAAAGCCGACAACGCAUUGCCACUAAUCUUACGUGUAUAGAAAAUCAGCCAGAUCAGGGUUCUCCAGCCACUGCAAUGUGUUUUCAAAACAUCGUAAAUCAACUCAAGGAACUACCAGAUGGUGAAGUUGAAAGAAUAGCACAGUUUUACUUCAGUCUUUUACAGCCGACGACUGAUAAGUACAUGAAAGCUAAAGAAAAUAUGGUUGAUGCAUAUGGAGCAAUGGAUACAGAAUUGUCUGAGAGACUGCUGGCUGAAAAGAUUAUGUUAAGUCCUUCACCUGACGCCAAUCUUGUCAAAAGGAUUUUAACACAUGUUGCAAUCAAUGACAAAUCCCCAUCAGAGAUAAUGCUGACAACAUUAGAAGAUGCAGUAUUUCACCGAAACAAAUUUCCUGCUGAAUUUUAUGCCAGAGAUACUCACAGUCGAUGUAUGCUGGCACUUGGGGCAGUCAGUCACAAGCUGAUGAAAGAAGGAAAAGCAGAAAAAGCCAGAGAUAUUGUGAAUAAAAUACAUUCAAUGCUAGGGUUACAUGAUCCAUGGGCAUAUAGACAAAAAAGAGCUACAAUGACAAGGAAAGAGGAAGAGGAAUAUGACCAUCAUAAAGUGAUUUUACUAGAGACUCUUGGGAAUGCCAGGCUGGAUGAAUCUUAUGACUACAUUCUGUCUCACAUCAACAGCACAAACUCACCAUGGAUAAAAAGGGCGGGGUGUCACGCUCUUCGAAAAUACGACCACGAACAUGCUGCAGACACCUUGCUGUAUUCAGCUCUGUAUGAUGAGGACCAGUCUGUAAGAUAUGAAGCCUCUCUUCUCUACAUGGCACACCCAAAAGGGAAGAUGAUUGCCCCUAUGAAUGUUAGGGAAACAACUGAGUUUGACAACUCUACAUUCAUGGAGGACCCAUAUGAUAAUGGUUUGGAUGUAAUAGAUUUAGCAUCUAGCCACCAAAGAUCUCGAAGAAGUGUUUGGGAUGGACUUAAAUUCAAACUUGAAGCUCCAAGUGUUGACUGGAGAAAGCACAUAGGGUCCUCAGCUCUUGGAGCAUCUUUUGGAGUUAUUAUGUUGAAUCUCCUGGAUUUGGCAAUUGCGCCAACUCAAGGACACCUGAAGGUCCGAGUACAUGAUGAAGCUUAUGCCAGAGUCCAUGUUGGGAUACUUGGGUUUAAUUAUGAUUUUUUUCUUGCAAGAGUUUGCUUUAAAGGCAGUACUGAGUACAAGAUCAAUAUUCUACAGGGUAACGAAAUGAAAAAAAUCAUUCAAAUGGCAGCAAAUUUUUCCAAAAAGUUGAAAGAAAUUGUAAAUGGAAUUAAAACAGGAGUUCAACUGUUCAAGGAUUUUAUCUCUGGCAGACUCAGUCUUAAAAAGAUAGUUGAUGAUAUCGUUCUGGCUGUUACGACUAUCCCUGAUAAAGUAUCAAACUUGGUGAAGAAAUCAUCAGAGGCUUUGGCAAAAAUAGGCCUGUAUGAUCCAGAAGAUUUGCCCCCUGAGUUUCAACCAGCCAUUAACUUUGUCCAUAAAGUCUCCAAACUGUUCGGUGACAUUAAAGCUGACGUAAUGGGGUUUAUAAAUGCUAUUGAGCAAGCUAUCAAAAUUGUAAUACCGCAUCAAGCCAAAGUUAUCUAUGAGAGCAUAAAAGAUAUUAUAAACGGGUUUUCUAAGAUUUUGAAGAAUCCAAAAGCAGCUUUAACCAAUAUUGGGAAAGGAGUUUUCAGUAUUUAUAAGUCCAUCAAGCUUGUAAUUGAACAAAAGAAGAAAAUACAAGAAGCAUGUUUUUUCUUACGAGAUGAGAAACCCUAUUGGUUUAAUGUCAGUAAUUUGUUGGCUGAGUACCAGCCUUUGGCAGAGGAAGCUUUCAACAGUUUGAAAAAGGCUGGAAAUGAAUGGGUCAACGAGAAAGUAGAAGAUGCAGAGGACAUUGUUAAAAAGUUCACAAAAGGCAGAAUUACACUGAAUGAUCUCCGACAAGAAGCAGUACAAUCACUGGAAACUGUCCAGGCACUCUUGAUGGAUCCCUUCAAUGAUAUUUUAGGACUAGCAGAUAACUUUGUGAAGCGAUAUUCCAAUUUGUUUGGACUGAUUCAAAAGAUCAAAGAUGCCUAUACUAUUUUAAAAGAGGGAUAUGAUACAGCAAGGGGAAUCAUUGAUUCUAUCUUUGGACCAAAAGCCCACAAAGACUUUCCUAACAAUCGUCGAUUAAAAGGAGAUGGAUGUGACAGUGGCUUUUAUCCCUCAUCCCUAGGAGGGGGGCGCAGUGAAUACAGACAUACAGGACUCGAUCUGCUUGCUGCCAGAGGAGACCAGCUUGUUGCUCCGUUUGCUGGUUCUAUAACUGUGGAUCCUACAGACUCACACACCGUUAUCAUUGGUUCUGAAGGAGGUUCCUUGAGAGGAAUCACAGUAUACAUAACCAACAUUGAACCCAAUUCCAUAUUUGACACAGAGGAAGGCAGAUCAGUAGCUGCAGGCCAGCCAAUAGGUACAGUCACUGGGUCUGACUGUGAUAACCAUAUCCAUCUAGCCAUGCAGAAAGAUGGUGGAAGUUACAUCGAUCCCACCAAAUAUGUUGAAUCAAUCUAUCCAAAAGUAUCUAAAUGGAAGCAAGUCUGUGAUGACUAUAAACUUGUGUACAAGGCUGAAACUUUGGCAGCAGGUGUUAUUGUUGGUUUGAUGGGAGAAAAUGAGGUAAAUAAAGACCCUACCCUAACUAACACAGCACAGGCAGACCCAAUAGAAGAUUUUCAAGAUAACAGUGGUGAUCCUGAUUUUACUGUGUCAAUAAAAAGUAGUUCAGAUGGCUUGUUCCAGAAAGUCCAGUCUAGUAUUGGGAGUGCUUUGGAUUUUGACACAGAUGAUAGCCAGUGUACUGCCAUUAUGGGUACAUCUCCAGCAGUCGCCAAACGGUCACUUGUUACAGCAGCUAAAGGAAUGUUUUCACAGCUAUUGAAGACUGCAGAUAAAUUUUUAGAGAAAUUUAAUAUAAGACGUCUGAAGUUCGGAACAAUAAUGGAAUUUCUAGAUAGAUUUAACAUGCAAACCAGCAAGGAUGCCAUGGCAAGAGUAAUGAGGGGAAUAAAGGACAUUAUCGACAAUACCACAUGUAGAAAUCCCUAUGAGAUGACAGAGGACCAGCUAGUGAAUGAACUGACAGAGAGAGGGAAAGACUCCAAGGGAUCUAGAGAACAGCUGGUGGAAAGACUCGUAAAGUCAGACAAAUCUUGCCCUCUACUGUCCUUCACCAUGCCAAAGAAUGUCUACUGCACCUUUGACAGCAUGUGUUUAGGACUGGAAUGCUGCAUCAACCUUAAAUUUGCACUGUAUAUGAAAGUCUUCAAAGUGUGGGCCCGUUUUGAUCCCUGUGCCACACCUCAAAUGCUGUUCACCCUUGGACUUGAUUCAUACACUUACACUAUUGAGAUACCAGCCAACAUUGAUUUUGAUGGUUAUGAAGGAGAAUUGAAAUCAGGAAAUAAACUGGAUAUUCUUGGAGGAUUAGAUUUCACUAUUAGGUACAGCAUAUUCAAGGACCAGAAUGUAACCCUGGCUACCUUUGGGAUGGGUCUGUGUAGCUUUGAUGACACAGAUAACUGUUUGGUGUUUGUCAACUUGCUGGACAAAGCUGUGUUACCUGUACCCACUUGUAUGGCAGAUGGAACACUUGUAUGGCCAAAAGUGGAUUUCAAGAGUUUAUUUUCGAAAGAAGCUCUGUAUAGAAAGAUUAAAGAACAAGGAAAAUCUGUAAUCAAGCAAGUCACAUCACAGCUGAUUGAUGAAUUCCCAAAGUUGUUAAAAAUUGCAAAGGACAUGCUAAAUGAAGAUAUUCCAUUGCCAAAGCCAGAAAAGAUGACUUUAGGACAAAUUACGUCUGAGUUAGAACUAAGAGGUCUAUCCACAACAGGUUCGAGAUCAGAGCUCAAUGGACGCCUCACACAGGAUGAUCUCACAUGUGCCAACUUUACCUUGGGAAAACUACAAGGGAGCCUAUCAGACAUAUUGUAUUACAAGCUACAGAAGGACUGCUUGAGGAUAGAUGUGUGGGCAGACAUUAAUGUUAAAAUACUGGGAUAUGACUUCAGCAAAACACUGUCAGCAUUCAUAGAGUUGGAUCCCUGCAGUUUUAUACUGCAAAUAGGAUUUGAAAAAUACAUAUGGACCAAAGUUUUAUUGAAUUACGAUUGGGGCACAGAUGAAAUGGCAGAAAUAAGUUCAAAUGUGAAAAUAAUGUACAACAUAGAUAGAGAUGUUGAUGAGGGGGUGUUCAUCCUGAAGUUUGGACCAGUCAUCUGUUUGUCUCCCCCUGGAGACUGCCUUCUAGAUGGCUACCUUCUUACUGAUAUAAAGAUCCCUAUUCCUCUUUGCAGAGACUUUGUUUUCCCAGGUGAUGGUUCAUUUGCUGACCUUUUGGAGAAAAUAGGAGGAAAGAUGACUGAAGAAGCUUUUGAACUUGUUCUAAAAAAGCUUGAUUUGCAUGAUGUAAUAACAUCAGGAUCUUGCCCUAUUAUACCCCCUACUCCAGAUGACUGUCCAGCUGAGUUUGAUGUACAGAAGAACCUCCCAGCAGCUGUAAGAGACAUGGUGAAAUGUGAACAGCCCGCUAACUGUUGGGGAAUCGACUGCUGUCUACAACUGACCUUCAACAUACCGCUAGGAGACAGUAAAAUCACAAAGAACAUCCCAUUCUGGUUCAAACUGGACCCCUGUGACUUCUUCCUUGACAUUGGUUUUGGGAAGAAAACACUUCUGAAGACUCAUCUGUUGGAAUAUGAAUUUGGAAAACAACAUACUUUGUCUCUUGGAUCAGGAAACCCAUCCCCAGUGCAAAUUAAUUAUAGAGUUGACCAAAUGGAGGGAAACAAAGGCUUCAUUGUGGAUGUGAAGAUACUGCUCUGCUUUGACUUUGAUGGGCAUUUGACCUGUAUUCCAACAAAUGAUGGACUUCAUUUGCUGAAAAAUCAAGAAAUUCCUCUAUGUGAUAAAAACUUUUCCUUUGAUUUCAACAAUUUUUCACUGAGUGAGUGGAUGAGGGAGAAGGCAUUGGAUCUGAAUGAACAACUCGCGGAGGGAGCAGUCAUGCUUCUCCUGGACCAGCUCAAUCUGACAGAUUUUUUCCAGCGACCUAAAUGUGACAGAACCAGAGCACCAUACAUUCCAUCUAUUCAAGGAAUACAUAAUGAGUGUCCCAAGACAAUUGCAUUCCUACCCUCACAGAUCCCAGACCCAAUGUCUUGUCACAUCCCGGACUACUGUACAGGUAUCGAGUGCUGUGCAGACAUCCCUGUUCUGAGUCUUGGUCUCCAUGUGUCCGUCUUUCUGGAUCUGGACAACCUGGAGCUCCAGAUUGGAUUGGAAACAAUAACGGAAACUAUCAAACUCAAUGACUAUGUUUGGGGAGAUGUCAAAACCAUUGCUGUGGCUGCAGGUCUCAUUAAACUAGGGUUAAGUGUGAAGCCAAUAACCAAUGAGAAUGUGUAUGUGUUCAAUGUACAUGCAUCUGUUUGUCUGAAUGGAGGGGACUGCUCCAUUGACAUCCCUAUCCUCAGGAAUACAAGGUUACCAACAAUCAGAGCCAUUAUCGCAGGGGAGAGCAAGAACUUUUCACUUGCUGAUUGGCUGCAAGACAUGGAAAUCCCCUCAAUAAAUGAUUUGAAAGACAACGCUAAAACAUUGCUGCUUCAACAGCUGGGCAUUGAUCAGUUUCUAUCGGACACACCAUGUGAAGCAGGGGGAGAACUGUACUCUCCAAGUCUUCAGGGAUGGAAAAACCAAUGUCCAUUGGAUUGGGUUGUUUUACCAGAAAUCACAUCCGACAAAGUGAGGUGUGGGCUGUCCUCUAACUGUACAAGGAUAGACUGCUGUGUGGACUUCAGCCUCCUGAACCUCAAGCUUCAUUUCUUCCUUCACUUUGACAGGUGUAACUAUGUCAUCUCUGGAGGAAUAGAAAAGAAAAAAUUUAGCUAUGGACUGCUAGAUUUUAAUGAAUUCUGGGGUGAAGAAGUUUCAGUGAAUGUUGCAAAUGUUAUAUUCAUCAAGUUUAAAGCAACUCAGUUGGAAGUAUCCAAGAAGUAUGUUUUAGACAUGGGUGUUUCCGUAUGUCUAGAACCGAAUCAGUGUGAUCUAAAUGUUCCAAUUCUGAAUCAAGUACUUAUCCCCAUCCUUAACUGUGACCUUACAAUGGAUUUUAAUAUCCAAGGAUUUUCUCUCUCCAACUGGAUGAGUGAGCAAGGCCUGUCAUUUGAUGGUAGUUUGUCCACAGCGCUGGCUGCUGCUCUGUUCAAGAAGCUAGGCAUUGAUUCCUUUCUAAAGGACCCAGCAUGUGACAGGACGGAGUCACCAUACAGUGUAAACAAAAUCCUACAGAGUGGAUGGUCCUCAGAAUGUCCAGCUAACCUUGCAUUACCAAAAAUAAGGGGAACGACUGCCUGUCAUAUAAAGAACACGUGUACGGCCAUUAGGUGCUGUGUGGAGGUAGGGAGGGUGAGCAGGACGUUUGAGGUGGAGCUUGAUAUAGACUUCUGUAACCAGAAACUGACUUUUGGAGUAGAGAAACUCACAGAAACAAUAUCGCUGCAAGGAUUUGAAUAUGGUAAAAGGAAAGAAGUUGUUAUUAUGGGUGUCAUCAAGCUCUGGUACACCAUAUGGGACAACAAAGGAGAAGGUGUGUAUGUAGUGACAGUGGAUCUCGCUGUCUGCUUUGAAGAUGGAGGGGACUGCAUAAUCAACACAAAUGUCCUAGAUCAGGCUAAGCUCUCUAAGCAGUCUUGUGUGUGGGGAACGUCAUUCCUGAAUCCAGAUUUCUCUCUUGAACAGUUUAUGAGAGACAGCGCACUCUCUGCCUAUGAUCAGAUAAAGGGCCUUGCUCUAGACAAACUAAAAGAGGCCCUGGGUCUUCCUACAUUCUUAGAUGAUCCACCAUGUUCAAUGACGGCUCCUGGUUACACCCCCAAUGUCAACGGCAUUAAAAAGGUGUGUCCCAAAGACCUUUCCCAGCCGGGCUCUUCUCUGCCAUCCCUGCCAAGCAACAUGGUGUGUCAGAUCACAGAGUCCUGUACUGGCAUUGACUGUUGCAUCCGAGCUGAUCCCAUCAACCAUAACUUCCACGCUUAUCUUGAUAUAGACCCAUGUAACUUCAAAAUCAAGUUUGGUAUUGACAAGUUCCAGUUUGAAGUCUACAUGCAAGACUUUGAGUUCGGAAUUGAAAAAGAUGUUAGAUUGGUCAACGUUGUACGCAUCAAGUUCCAGAUUUGGGAUUUAUCAGCUGAGAAUCAGUAUGUUGUAAACCUUAGAUUCAGUGUUUGUUUUGAUUUACACUCCUCUUGUUUCAUGGAUAAAGUCAUCUUUCAUGAGAAGCGCCUACCUAAGAAUGUGUGUGAAUUUGCAUCAGCUGCUCAAAUACCAAACUUUUCCUUGGAGGAUUGGAAAGCUUCUCUUGACAUCUCCAUGGACACACUACUUCCCACCCUCAGUGAUCAGCUGAUGGAGCACCUAGGUAUAGCCGGUUACUUGUCGAGGCCACAGUGUAGUCUAGCUAAUGGAACCACCAAUGGAUGGAUCGAUGAAUGCCCAAAAUCAGAGCUGUACAAGAAACCAAGCUUGGCUGGAUUACCAUUGACAUGUUCCAUAAGCUCUAAGUGUACAGAGAUCCACUGCUGUCUACAAGUGAGACCGAUAGGAAGGAACUUUGAAGUUUACAUUGACCUUGAUCCAUGUAACAAAACAUUGGUUGUUGGCAUAGAGCAAUACAGAACCAAAGUCAAUCUUCUUACGUACACAUUUGGAACAAAGGAAAGAUUUUGGCUACAAGAAGUGAUAAAAAUUGAGUACAGCAUUGAAGAUCUCAUGGGAGAUGCUAAGUACAUGGUUAACAUGAAAGUGGAAGUCUGUUUGGAAAAAGACAAACCCUGUAUUCUCUCACACGAUAUAGUAAAAGAUCUCUAUCUUCCUAAGAUUGGUUGUGACUGGUCUCUUGAUUUUUCAAAGUUUUCAAUCGGUGAUUGGUACAAGAACAUGUCUAUUCCUGUUGGAACUCUGUUGCUAGCCACCCAACUUUCAAUCCUUAAGGAAGCUCUGGGAAUCACCAAUUUCCUGCUGCCUAAGGACCAACAGUGUAGCAGGAUGUCCUCUGAUUACAAGCCUGAGACCUCUGGACAACUCGGAUGGAAGAUAGACUGUCCCCUAGCAAUGGAGACCAUGAAACAGGUUCCCAGUGGCAUACCUCUGAGUUGUCACAUCAAGGACCACUGUACAGCAAUAGAGUGCUGCCUGGAUCUCCAGAGUCCCCUCCAACAAACAAUCCACUUCUUCAUGGACCUGGACCUCUGUCUUCAAACUCUGAAACUGGGAAUAGAAAACCUGACAUUUGAGACCACGCUCCUGUCAUACGCCUACGGCACCCAAGAGUAUUUCAGAUUAGCAGAUGUCGUGCAAAUAAUAUACCAGAUUGAUGAUGUAAAUAAGACUUCUCUUGAAAUAACUCUAAGAGUCAAGAUCUGUCUUGAGGAGAACUCCUGUGUAUAUGAUGCAUUGUUAAUGGACAAGAGGAGGAUUCCUAAGCCAGGAUGUAGCUGGGAUUUUGCUUACACCAUUCCAGAUUUCUCAUUGAAAAACUGGUACGAAGACAUUGGAGCCAGUAUCAACUCCACACUGUCUAAGCUUAGUGCAGCUAAACUGUUAGAGGAGCUAGGCAUCUCUAAAUACACACAGGACCCACAAUGUCAGAGAUCAGGCCCUGUGUACAGUCCACAUGUUAACGGUUGGAAAUCAGACUGUCAGAUGGAUGUGUUGACCAGCCCAAUCUCAGACUCCGUGACAUGCUUGAUCAAAGACACCUGCACUGCUGUCAGCUGUUGUAUGGACAUUGACUUCUUACAGAGAUCUUUUGAAAGCUUCAUCACAAUAGAUGCUUGUAAUCACUGGAUCCAUGUUGGAAUUGAGAAAUUGUCCUUCAACAUCUCCUUUGAUGAUCUCUCCUUUGGGACAGAAAACAAAUUUUACUUGAACAGUGUGGUUCGUUUAGAUUAUAAGGUAGAAGACUUGGAAACAGAGAGACAGUUCCGAGUGUCUGCAACCUUGAAAGCCUGUUUUGAGGCGUUGGAUGAUAAGUGCCUUGUUGACCUAGCUAUCUUCAAAAACACUCUGUUGCCCAAGAGGAUAUGCGACUGGACUGAGGGAUUUUCAACUGCUAAUUUCAGUUUGUCACAAUGGUACCAGGACCUCUCACUGACACAAGGAUCAAUUCUCUCACAGUUCAACAGAGACAACCUUUUAGAUCAUCUGGGUAUUAGGUCUUAUCUGAACAAAGUACCAUGUUCCUUUACCUCAAGUACAUACAGUCCAGCUAACAGUCACGGGUGGAAAAAUGACUGCAAGAACAACCUGGAUUCUAGCCUACCUGCACUACCCUCCUCAGUCAGGUGUUCCAUACCUGACUACUGUACAGGUGUGACCUGUUGUGUGGCAGAGAACUCUGUUCUAAGGCACCAUUUUACAGUGGGAGUUCGGCUGGAUGAUUGCAACCACAUCCUGACAUUUGAAGUAGAGAAGCUCAAAAUUAAAAUUGCCCUAAAUGGUUACAACUUUGGUAUGACAGAAAAGAGAUACCUGAUGAGUGUUUUGCAGUUUGAGUUCAAAAUUGAUGACAUACCACAUGAAAAGCAUUACAAAAUCUCAGCCAGCUUGAAGGUGUGUUAUGGUAUUGGUCCUUGUGCUUUGGACACACUUGCAUUGAUUCAAGACUUCAAGCUGCCUAAAACAUUGUGUGAAUGGGGAACUGGCUUCAUAUCAGAAUUUUCCCUUGAAUCAUGGCUGUCGGACAAAGGACUAGACAUAAAGACUGCUCUCUCUUCUUUGGAUGCCUCCUCGCUUUUAUCUUCUCUGGGAGUUUCAGAGUUCUUGAAAGAUCCACAAUGUUCAAGAACUUCGGCAAGCUAUCAAACAAGCAGCAAUGGAUGGAAAAAUGACUGUCCAAGCACCCCUGUCCUGCCACCUCUACCCGGUUCAGUGUCCUGUCAUAUCCCAGACAGCUGUACCAGCAUUGACUGCUGUGCUGAGGUAGCCUUCCUCGGGGGUCGCUCCAUUAAUGUCCAAGUUCUCAUGGAUCCUUGUGAAGCCAUCAUGAGUCUAAACAUUGAGAGAAUGCAAUACAACAUCACUCUGUUUGACUAUGACUUUGGAACAACUGACCAUUUCACACUGCAAGGAGCCCUCCGCAUUGAUUUCAGCAUCCAGAAUCUGGUAAUGGACAGGAAAUACCUAUUAAACAUGAACCUGAGUGUUUGUAUGGAGACAUCUGAUCUCUCUGAUUGUGUUUAUUCCAUUGUGAUUUUCUACAACACAAUAUUACCAAAACAGCUUUGCAGCAUGGAAAUGCCCUAUUUAAACCCCAGUUUUGACCUCUCCUCAUGGAAGACCACUCUUGGAUUUGGCUCCCUGUUGACACAUGAACAGACUAAGUUGUUACUGAGAGAGCUUGGAGUGGAAGAGUAUGUAGGAGUCGGCUGUUCUAGGAACUCUGUACCAUACUUCCCACAGACACAGGCUGGGUGGAAUAUACCAACAGCAUGCAAAGUAAGACCCCCAGUAUUGACCAGCAACAGCAUCAGUUGUCACAUCAACGCUUCCUGCACAGGUAUCAGCUGUUGUUUUGAUGAUGACAUCACAGGAUUGACCUACCAGAUAUCAGUCACUAUGGACUCUUGUGGAGAAACAUUGAUAAUUACACUGGAGAAAAUGAAGUUUGAGAUUUCUUUGUUUGAUUAUCCAAUGGGAACUAAGAGCACUGCUCAACUGUUUGGAAUUCUACAAUUGGAGUACAUGAUUGAUGACUUGCAUCUUCGUGGGGAAAUUGUCAUAGACCUCAAAGCAAGACUAUGUUAUUCGAAAUCAAAGGCUUGUGAGCGUGAAAUAGCAAUUCUAGAAGAAUUCAGACUUCCUAAACCGCUGUGCAACUUUACUGAAGGAAGUUUUGCUAUUCCAGAUUUUUCACUGAGCAAAUGGAUGACUGACAUUGGAGAUUUGGGGGAAAAGGAUGUGCUGGAACAGUGGGCGAUUGAUUUGCUCAAAUCUCAGCUUAAGUUGUCAAAUUACAUGCUGGACCCAAUGUGUCAAAGAACACAGUACAAUGCAGGAGAUGGAAAUUGGGACUUGGCAGCUUGUCCGGAUCUGGAUUCAGUUCUGCCCUUACCGAGUCAUACAUCAUGUGCUCUCUCUGCCUCUUGUUCUGGUGUCACGUGUUGCACAGACAUUGCUCUACUGGCAACUUCUGUACAGACGGAAGUCAGUGUGGAGAGAUGCAGGGGAAAAGUUUAUAUCCGCCUAGAAAAACUGGAAAUUGUCAUCAUGCUCAAUGAUUUUGAAUAUUCUUCAUGGCAGACAUACACAAUACAGAAUGUGUUUAGAUUGGAAUACAAGAUAGACUACAUCUCUGCUGAGUCAGCUUUCAUGUUUAACAUAAAGUUCAGUGCUUGCUUUGAAUCGAAAGGAGACUGUAUGCUGAAUAUUCCAAUUCUGAAAGAUAUGAAAAUACCAAUUCUUGCCUGUAAUUUCAGUCUGCAACAAUUUGCCAUUCCAGAUUUCAGUCUCAAUGAUUACCUCAUCAGCAAAGGGAUUCCUACAUCCAUCAGUUCCAUGUCCAGUGUAUUGGCAGACCAGCUACUGGAUCAUCUCGGUGUCAGCAAGUUUUUCAGUGACACUCCAUGCAAUAGAUCAUCGUUUGCUGGGACCCUCUCAGGCUUUGAAAUCGAGUCCUCGUGUUCACAAGAUGUUUCUUCCUACAUCCAAACUCUACCAGCUAAUACCAACUGCAGGAUCUCCUCUGGAUGCAUGGCCAUACAGUGUUGUACAGACCUAGCCCUGAUUGGACGGACACUGAACUACUCAGUCAAUAUUGACGCUUGUGAUCACUCCCUAUCAUUACAAAUAGAAACUUUCCAAUUCCAACUCUCUCUAGUUGAUUUCAAUUUUGGAGAUGAACAGGAAUUUGGCAUUGACCAAAUCUUUUCAAUAAGGUACAAGAUCAGAGACCUGAGUGGUCAGGGACAAUACUUGGUUGACCUGAAGCUAAGUGUGUGCUUCAGUGACGGGGCACCUUGUCAGAUGGAGGUCAUCAUUGUCAGCAACUACUUGGUGACCAAACCAGCAUGUGCCUGGUUCAACGGAUACAAGAUAGCUGAUUUUUCUUACUCCAGUUGGUUAUCUAUGAACAACUUCAAUCCAACUGACAUUUUGUCGUACGGCAGCAUGUCAAAACUUAUUGGAACACUUGGUCUACAAAAAUAUAUGAAGAAGGAAGCCUGCAGUACAAAGGAAGGACUCUACAAGAAUCCAUAUCAAGGAUGGACUUCAGCAUGCAUGACAGACAAAGAUAUAACAAAACCUGAGCUGGACUCGAGCAUUGCUACAUGUCACCUACAGAAGUCUUGUACAGGAGCACAGUGUUGUGUCAGCAUCCCCUAUACAGGCAUAUCAGUGGAGGCAUUUAUAGAAAUCAGCCCCUGUGAUCAUCAGCUCCGAGUAGGGAUAGAAAACCUUCAGUUCAACAGAAGCCUGUAUGGUUAUAAGUUUGGAGAAAGGGAAAAGUUUGACCUUUUUGGGGUGGUUGUUGUUGAUUUCCAGAUAGUAGAUAUGGGUUAUGCUGGAGUAGAUGGGAUGUAUUUGGUAAAUCUGAACAUCAGUGUCUGUCUAGAGUCGGGGCAACCAUGUAGUACAGUGAUUCCAGUGUUUGUCAACAGUCUACUGCCAAAAGAAGCUUGUGAUAGAGGUCUAGACUUUAUCAACAAAGCAUUCUCCCUGGCCAACUGGGAAUCUAUCUAUGGUAUAGCUUCUGGUGUCACAUUAAAAGUGCCUGAAGUGAAACAACUAUUACAGGACCUUGGUGUAUCACAUCUACUGUCAGAUGGUGAUAAACGAUGUGAUUGGUCAAAAACACCAUAUAACUCAGUCAACAGUCUAGGAUGGGCAGAUGACUGUGACAGGGCAACAGAAAAACUGCCUUCACUGGGUCCAAGCACCAGGUGUGCAGUCUCUACUUCCUGUAGUGAGAUCAGAUGCUGUAUUCACUCUGACAUCCUGGGAGAAAAUCUGGAGGCGUACAUUGACCUCGAUGCCUGCAACACCAAGGUUUCAGUAGGGAUAGAGAAAUACCACUGGACUGACAAACUCCUAGGAUACAAAUUUGGAGAUACCAGACAUGUGUCAUUGAUGGGCAUGGUCAAUUUGGAUUAUAUCAUAACAGACUUGGAGACAUCCUUUGGAGUUAGUUUGAACCUGAGUGUUUGUUUUGAGGCUAAUGGAGCAUGUGAAAAAGUCAUCCAGGUCUUCAAUGAACACAAACUCCACAAACCGUUCUGUAACUGGACAUCAGACUUUGCUAUCAAAGAUUUUUCAUUGAAUGAUUGGAUGGAAACCAAUGGGUAUCCUUUGUUGGCUGUGCUUCCUCUUUAUGCAGCUUCACAGCUGUUGCAUGACCUUGAUAUAAUUCAGUACCUGGGAGAGUUGAGCUGCAACAGAAAAUCUGUACCCUUCUACCCCAGCAAACUCGGGUGGAAUAAUGGCUGUGACCAGUACGUAUCUCUGGGUGGUGUCCCUGCUGGUACCACCUGUCACCUGUAUGACUUCUGUACGGGGGUCAGGUGCUGCUCAGAUAUCCCCCUGCUGGACAGGUCCAUCAACACCUGGCUGAUACUGGACCACUGUAACUACAAACUCAGUGUUGGGUUCGAAAAGCUCUCCAUUAAUGUUAGUCUCCAUGAUUAUGAAAUGGGAAAGCAAGAAGACGUCAAUGUCAAUGGAGUCAUCAGGAUUCAAUACAGUAUGGAGGACUUAACAACAGAACAGAAAUACCUUGUGAACUUGAAUAUUCAGAUAUGCCUUGAGGCAAAUAAACCUUGCUUGAUUGAUGUCCCUGUGUUUAAGAACACCAAACUUCCCAAAAAGCCUUGUGAAUGGAGAACAGAGUUUCUUAAUGAUGCCUUUUCACUUGAUGCUUGGAAACAAACUAGGGGAAUACUCACUUCAGGACUGUCAGAAAAUUUCCAGGCAGAGCUUUUUCAGGAGCUUGGUUUGUCCCACUUUGUGUAUGAAGACAGUCAGAAAUGUAGUGGUAGCAAACCACCAUAUAAAGGAGCUGUGGAUAACUGGAACAAUGAUUGCAAUGGGACAUUUCGAGCACCCCUUCCAUCUCUGGCUGGUAAGGCUGUCACCUGUCACAUCUCCAGUUCCUGCGCUGCUCUACAAUGCUGUGUACAGGUCCCCAUCAUCAGCACCACAUUCUCCACCAAGCUGGAGGUGGACCCCUGUAACUUCCAGAUGACUGUGGAGAUAGAUCAGCUCAAAUUCACCAAGAACCUGUUUGAUUACGAGUGGGGAAAAGAAGAACAAGUCUGGCUCUUUGGUGUUGUCAGAAUUAUAUUCAGUGUGUUUGACUUAUACACUGAAGGAUUUUUCAUAGUAAAUCUAAAGCUUGAGGUAUGUCUGGAAGCUGCUAAAGUACCUUUGUGUGAAGCUGCAAUUCAGCCCCUUAAAGAUUUCUAUCUACCCAAGAAAGUAUGCCAGUGGAAUGCACCUUUUAGUGUUGAAGGAUUUUCACUUGCUGCAUGGCAGAUCGCAGAAGGUGUUGCCAACACAAUGCCUAUAGACAGCAGUGUGGUGGAUAACCUCCUCUCUGAUCUGAAUGUUGCUGCCCUUGUUUCCUCUCCACCCUGCUCAUGGACUGACAAUGACUAUUCAAAUGCUGGUACAAACUUGCAGAAAUACUGUCCUCAGUCAGUCCGGACCUCUCUGUCCUCUAUAACGGACCGGGCCCUAUGUACUGUAUCCUCCUCCUGUACCAACAUCAAGUGUUGUGUCGACAUUCCUCUGCUGAACAGGACGUUUGAAGUAGGAAUGGAGCUCGACUACUCCUACAUGUCCCUCAGAGUGUAUGUAGAGAAAAUGACCAGACGACAGUCCCUGAUUGGUUAUCAGUUUGGACAGGAGGAAACCCUGAGUGUUCAUGGAGUCUUUAAAUUAAGUUACAAGUUAAACAAUUUGGAUGAUGGAAAUCUUUUGGAUGUCAGUUUGAGAGCAGAAGCUUGCUUUGAUGAUGGUGGACCAUGUUCAGUUAAUCUUCCGAUUCUUACCUAUGUAAUGAUUCCAAAGUGGAACAAGGAAUGGUCUUCACAGUUUACAGUCAAAGACUUUUCACUGAGUCAAUGGAAAAUUGAAAAAUCAGUUACUGGAGUGUUAGAACAUUAUCAGAUAAGUGAAUUGUUGGAGUUGCUCAGCUUACAACCUUACAUGAAAUCCUCACCCUGCAGCAGACAAAGGGCAACGUAUAGCAAUGCUGGCUCCAAUGGUUGGAAGAAUGACUGUACAAAUGUGAACUCCUUGCUGCCUCUUGAGCUGUAUCCACUCACCUGUAACCUUGACCACACCUGUACCAAGGUCUCCUGCUGUGUUGACUCACCUGUCAUUGACUCUGCCUUUGAGGUUGUGAUGGACGUUGACCCCUGUAACCGAAUGUUGUAUCUCGAGAUAGAAAACUUAAAGACUCAGAUUCCCUUCAAAGAUAUCAAAUGGGACUCCAAGAACCAAUUCUAUCUCUUCAAUGUGAUUCGACUUGAGUACACCAUUUAUGACCUGUACACUCAGAACUCCUUCUUGAUUGAUUUACAACUCUCAAUCUGUUGGGAAACUUACCAGGACUGUGUGAUGACAGCAGCCAUUUUACAGAACUCAUUCCUACCAAAAAGACAUUGCGUAGGAGACCUUGGUUUUGAAGAACCAUCAUUUUCACUGACCUCCUAUGUGACCUCACAUGGUUUAGACUUCAACCAUCUCUCAGAAAUUGAUUUGGCAUACCUAUAUGAUAAACUGGGUGUAUCUACCUACUUAUCACCUGCAACAUGUAACAGAUCAAGUGAACAUUACCAACCUGCAACUGGCGGGUGGAAGAAUGAGUGUCCUGCUUCUGAUAUGCUUCCUUCGUUACCCAAUUCUGUAAACUGUCACCUGACCUCAAGCUGUACCAGCAUUUUGUGCUGUAUGGAGGUCACAAGGCUGAUGUCCCGCCCAGUGACCUUUCAACUCUCUUUGGACAGCUGUAGUUGGACCAUCAGCUAUGGAAUAGACAGUUUUGUUAUUGAACCAACUGUUAUGUACAACUUUGAAUUUGAUGUGUGGCAUGAAUUCUGGAUGAAAGGAAUUUUUAGAAUAAAAUACCUGGUCACCAAUCUAAAUGGAGUAGAACAAUUUCGUGUCAGUCUGCACAUUAUGGCUUGCUUUGAGAGUGGAUCCUCAUGUGAUCAGGAAAUAGUUCUAAUGAACAAUACACUUUUGCCAAAAACUUUAUGUAAUUUGACCCUGGGAACACCAGUAAAAGAUUUUUCAUUAAGUCAAUGGAAAGCUGAGAAAAUGAUUUCAAGCAUGGAUAGAUACAGUGUUGCUAUACUAGAGGAGGAAUUAGGACUGUUUGGUUAUUUAUACCCUGGUAAUGAAACCUGUGAUAAAACUGGCAAGUUUUCUGCCUCAUCAGGUUGGACAAAUAAUUGCCCUGUGACAUUAGCCUCGUCUUUGCCCUAUAUCAAUGGUCCAUUUUCCUGUAUUCUGGGGGACACCUGUUCUGACAUUACCUGCUGUCUAAAUGUUGAGCCACUCUCUACAUACUUAACUAUCAGAGUUAGUCUAGAAUACUGUCAGGACAAAAUCACCAUCUCAGUGGACAAGUUUCAAGCCAAAAUGAAAGUCAGCAAAAUCAUUGCCUCAGAACAAGAGGAGAUGUUGAAUAUUGGUGACAUUUACCAACUAAAACUAUCUAUUGAGGACCUCCCAGACUCCAACCAAUAUAUGGUCAGUGUCUCCAUUGCAUCAUGUUGGGAAGGAGCCCAGUCCUGUUUAGUGUAUACCAUUCUCUCCAAUACCAGGCUGCCUAAGUCGUUGAAAAAACCAUACUGUAACUGGAAGGGAGAGAAUGAAGACCCAGACUUUUCACUGACCACCUGGUUAUCAUCCACUGGACACCCAGACACCACACCUCUGACAGGUGUGGCCUUACAGGAUCUCAUGGAGCAUCUACAGCUCAGCAGAUUCAAGGCAGACAACUGUGAUCAGACAUCAGCUCCAUAUGUACCCACGGACAGUAAUGGAUGGAACAGCACCUGUGCUAGUCUCCCGGACUUGUUACCACUUCCUGGAACUGUUGCUUGUCAUCUGUCCAGUUCCUGUACAGCAUUGGACUGUUGUGUGUCCAGCAGUAAGCUAGGACAGAGCUUCAGGGCACACUUAGACAUUGACUCCUGUACAUCCCGAAUCACUGUUGGUAUUGAUGACUGGACAUUUACUGAGCUCUCUGAGGAAACCAUCAAAAUGCUCAACACUGAAUUUCAAAGAAGUAUAUGGAUGAAGGGAAUUGUAAGAAUGGACUUGACAGUAAAGAAUUUGUGGCAUGACAGCAAAUAUCUAGUAAAUUUGAAGAUGAGUAUAUGCUUAGACAGCAGUAGUCCAUGUGAGAUGAGCAAUCUGACAAUCUUUCAAAACACAUUGCUCCCAAAGAAGAAAUGCAAUUUGAUUCAAACCUUACCAGAUGGAUUUUCUAUCCUGACUUGGAAGAUGAACCAUUCUCUUGGUCCCCAUGAAACAAUGUCAGACAUUAUGAAGGCCAGGCUUGAUGAACAUCUAGGUUUACCAGGUUACAGAAAACAAAGAAAGUGUAGCAGGAACAGUUCACCAUAUUGGCCAACUUAUAACGGAUGGAAAGAGGAGUGCAGGUUACCAGGCCUUCCAUACAACCUGGAAAAGAAGACAUACUGCCAGCUCCACACAAGCUGUACUUCCAUAACCUGCUGCACAGAGGACACAGAACUACAGACCACCAUCUCUUGGUUCAUUCAUGUUGACUCAUGUAAUCUCAAACUCAGUAUUGGAAUGGAGGAGUGGAAGGCAGAGUUCUCCCUGACUGACUUUAGAUUUGGUCAAAGUCAGAUUUUUCAACUUGCUGGAGUAUACAGAAUCAGCUAUACGUUGUUUGACCUUACUGUGGACUCCCACUACAUGCUGAGUGUUAACAUCAGUGUGUGCUAUGAACCAGAUCAGUGUAUUCUAACAGAGAGUGUACUCCAAGACAUGAUGCUUCCUAAACCACUCUGUGACUUCAAAACCACCACCUAUGACAUACCUGGUUUCUCACUGACAUCCUGGACAAGUGAAAGACAUUUGCAAGCAGCCUCCUUACCAGAGUAUGGUCUCAUUGAGUUGUAUGAAGAUCUGGGCCUGGGAAUGUUUGUCCAAGAAAAUUCCUGUAGUGGAAGCACAAACUUCAGUUCUCUGAUAAAUGGAUGGGCAAAGGACUGUCCCCUUACAAUUACAACAGAGGAACUACCCCCAGGGCUGGGCUGCUACAUCCCAUCCUCAUGUACUGCUGUGUACUGCUGCCUCAAUGCCACUGUUCCCUUUAGGAGAUCACUGUCGGCAUUUCUUGACAUUGAUCCAUGCAAUCAAAGAUUACUGAUUGGCAUCAAAAAUUUUGUUCACUCGAUCUCCCUGUAUGAUAUUGUGUUUGAUCAAGAAAACUUUUACUACCUAAAGAAUGCCAUCAGAAUGAGAUAUACAGUGUAUGACUUGACUGCAGAGAGACAGUUUCAGGUCACCCUACAUGUAGGCCUUUGUCUUGAAGCACACAGUCCAUGUAUAUUUGAGACCACUGUGUUCAAAAAUACAUUGCUUCCUAAGAAUGUAUGUAAGCUGUACUCAGGAUUUGCUCAUGCAAACUUCUCAUUGACUCAGUGGAAGGCAGAAAAGGGUCUUCUUAGUUUAUCAGAAGGAGACAGUCAUUUACUUCAAGAGGAGUUGAGAAUUUCUCAGUACCUAUGGACAUACAGCUGUUCUAGGGAGUCUGAUGACUAUAUCCCUCAUACCAACUACUGGAAAGAUGUUUGUGGGACAGUGCAAGGCAUCAGACAGUUCACAGCUUCAGACCAGGUCUCCUGCUACCUGGCCUCUAACUGUACAAUGCUCACCUGUUGUUUGUUUGAUCCUGUCUUGUCCAGAAAUGUACAGGUCAAGCUGAAUAUCGAUUCCUGUAGGUUCAACAUGCGAGUGGAGAUUGAAAAACUUCAUUUUGACAUUAGCUUGCUAGACCUUAAAUGGGGAGAAGAGAUAAAGGUGGAUAUGUAUGGAGUGUAUGUACUAAGUAUGGUGAUGGAAAAUUUCUACAAUGAUCACAAGUAUCUUCUGAGUCUGAACAUUAGCCAGUGUUAUGAAGCAGAUAGCUGUGCUGUCCAACAAGUAGUGCUUACAAACUCAAUCAUCCCUAAAGCUGUGUGUGAUUGGUCCAUGGAUUAUCACAUUAAGGAUUUCUCCCUGUUUACCUGGAAGCUGAAGAAAGGCCUUGACACAAGUAGCAGUGAAAUAGAAGAUCCAUACAUACUUCAGUUAAUGGAAGAGCUGGGCAUAGCAGCAUAUUCCAAAAACCCAAUGUGCACAAUAUCACCAAGCAACGCAGCAGGAAGAGUCAAUGGAUGGACAUCAGGGUGUGCAAUGAGCAUCAACAAACCUAGCCUGGACUCCAGUGUGAACUGUCACCUACUGUCUUCCUGUACUGGUGUAAGAUGCUGUGUCCACGCUUCACUGCUCAAGAGGAACUAUGAGAUCUACUUUAACAUUGACCACUGUACCAGCAGUCUCAGUCUACAGAUAGAUCAGGUGUACCACAACCAGACCCUGGCAGGGUUUAACUGGGGUGAAGAAUAUGACUUCAAGUUAUUAGGAGUGUACAGAAUUAGAUACAAGGUGUAUGAUCUGCCAGAGGAAGACAAGUAUCUUCUGACCCUGGAUGUAAUGGAUUGUUACGAAUCUACAAACCCUCAAUGUAGUCCAUCAGCAACAUUUAAUGUGUUCAACAAGGCAGUCAUUCCUAAGGCUCAGUGCUCCUGGGAUCAGAGUUACCGCAUCCAAAAUUUUUCACUGAAGUCCUGGCUUACCAGAAAUGAUCUCCAAAAUGCCACAGAACUGAUAACCAAUGACUACAAACGUACACAGAUGCUGGAUGAACUUGCAAUAUCCCAGUAUUUUGAUACAUCCAUGUGUAGCUUGACAAGUCUGACUGCCAACUCUGGAUGGACUUCUUCUUGCACCAAGACUGUCUCUAGACCAAGCAUCUCUGGAGGUCUGUGUCAAUUGUCAGAAGACUGUACAUCCUCCCAAUGCUGCUUUAAUGUGGACUUUAUCAGACACAACUUUAGAAUCUUCCUCAACAUAGACCCAUGUAGUAAAGCUCUGAAUGCAGGCAUAGAUAAACUAGAGAGGGAAAUAUCUUUGGUAGAUUAUCGGUUUGGAAAAGUUGAACAUCUUUGGCUUGGAGGAAUCGUCAGAUUAGAUUUUGCAAUUGAGGACUUUUAUGGAGAGAGACUAUACCUUGUGAACAUGAAUGCAAGUUUCUGCUUUGAGUCAAAUGAAGAUUGUUACAAGACGAUCACAGUGUAUAAAGAAACUCUUCUACCCAAAAAGAUCUGUCCCUGGGACCAGGACCAAGUGUUUUCCCUGAGUCAGUGGAAAAGAGAACACGAUAUUCAGUUUGGUGUUCCUUUGAGCACCUGGACCAAAGCUCUGCUGUUGGAACACCUGGACAUUGCACAAUACAAGGAGUCUACUGAAUGUCAAAGAGGAAGUGGACUCUACACAUCUUCCACUUAUAACUACAGAAACACAGGUUUUAAUCUGAAUGCCUCGCACACAUCACAAUUAUGUCAGAUGGCCUUGGACCUAGAGAACCAUCCACUGAGCCCUGACUCUGCCAGCAAGGUCACCUGCUACGUCCCCAGUCUGUGUACAGCUGUGGACUGUUGUGUAGACGUCCCUGACCUUGACAUGUCAUUCCAUGCUUACUUAUCCAUUGAUCCAUGUUGGUAUACUCUCGGAAUUGGAAUAGAUAAGUACAGCUUUACUGUGUCACUGGAUCAGAUGGAAUAUGGCCAGAAUGAAGUGUUUACUCUAGCUGGAAUAAUAAAAAUCAUAUACAAGAUAGAGGACCUUCCAGCAGAGAAGCUGUAUGUGGUGUCAGUGAUGCUUAGUGUUUGUACCGAGACCUCGGGAUGUGAAGCUAACCACAUGAUAUUCAACAAACUAAUGCUGCCUAAACAACCUUGUCAAUGGGAUGAAGGAUUUGUGAAUACAAACUUCUCUGGUUCAGCCUGGAUGACCAACAAUGGCUACAACACUCCACUAUCAGAGCACCAGUCUGCUGAACUGAUGAAGGAGCUGAGGGCUGCUUACUACUUACUGUCCGAUUCCUGUAACCCAGAAACUGGAGCUUACUCCUCCUCAGUUAAUGGUUGGAAGAAUGACUGUUCCAAGGAUGUAGAAUUGACCAACCUGACGGGUCAGGCAGUUGUGUGUCACAUGUCCUACCUGUGUAGUGAGGUACAGUGCUGUGUGAGAGCAGACAGCAUCAGAAGGACUUUCCAGGUGGAGCUCAGUGUGGAUCCCUGCUCAAAGAUUAUGCUCAUCAAACUGGAGAGGCUCACCAUCAAAGUCGACCUGCUGGACUUUCAAUUUGGAACCAUCCACCACUACAGCUUGGUUGGAUUCCUGAGAGCAGAAUUAAAGCUGCAAGAUUUAUUCUACCUAAAUGGAUAUAUGAUAGACCUUACCAUCAGUGUCUGCUUAGAGAGCACAGGGACAUGUAUGUUAGUUGAAACUGUGCUGGAUGGAACUGUAUUGCCAAAAACUGUUUGUGAUUGGUCGUCGGGACUACAAGGAUUCUCCUUACAAAAUUGGCUUAGCACAAAAGGUGAAAGGGAAGUGUCUGGCUUGCUGCCUGAGUAUGUCCAGUAUAUGUUGCUAGAGGACAGAGGUAUUUCUAAUAUGAUGAAGGAUGUCCCCUGUAGUAAAACACUUGUACCAUGGGAUAACUCUACUAACAUUGGAAUUGGAUGGAGUACAAAUUGUUCAUCGACGUCAUUGAUGCUACCAAACUUACCAUCUGACAUAUCUUGUUACAAUCAUGAUACCUGCACUGCAUUCACAUGUUGUAUGGAGAUUGUGAAGUUUAACAACAGACCAAUAGAAGUUUCUGUAAACUUUAAUGAAUGUGCCAACUUCCUAACAGUGACCAUAGAGAGGAUUUCAAAAACAGUUUACUUGCACGAUUUCUCCUAUGGAUCUGAAUAUAGAUUUUCCCUGAAGGGCAUUUUUGAGAUAAAAUACACAAUAACACAGAAUAUGGCUGCACAGAAGUAUGAGUUUCAAGUUACUUCAGCUGCCUGUUAUGAGUCCUUAAGUUGUGAUCAAGUUGUAACUAUUCUUAAUCAAACAUCAUUUGAUAUGAAAGACUGCACAUAUCAGGAAGGUUUCCUUAAAUCUGAUUUCUCCCUCACUACUUGGUUGGCGUCCCGAGCUAUUCCCAGUGUGGAUGACAUUACUGUGCCCCAGGCCAGUGAACUCCUGAUGGAGCUUGGACUGGACCACUUCCUGGAUACCACCGACAGGUGCUCCCUGUCUGACACGAUCUAUGGAGCAGCAGGAACUAAUGGAUGGAAUAAUGAGUGUGACCAUUUCCCAAACUACACUCUACCAACCCUCACCAACAAGGAACAGGUUCUGUGUCACCUCCCCUCUUCAUGUGACAGAGUUAGAUGCUGUGUUUACAUUGCUCCUGGAAAGAGACAUGCCCAGGUGGUACUUUCGAUGAAUACAUGCAGUUACCAGAUGGAGGCAGAGAUUGAUAACCUCAGGAUCACCCGUAGCUUGUUCACCUACGCUUGGGGUACAAUGGAAGAAAUAGGAAUUCAUGGAGUUUUAAGAUUUGGGUUCCAUGUAACAAAUGUGAUCACAGAGAAGAAUAUCAAAGUGGAUGGAGAUAUCAAACUUUGUUUUGAACAAAAUAUCUGUACACAGGUGCUAGGUUUCUUUGAUUUACCUGUAAGCUAUAAUGGAAAUUGUAGUGCAGCAGAUGGGAGACCAGCAUUUGAAGGCAUCAGUUUUGACUUCUGGAAACAGUCACAGUGUGGAACUUUCACUUUUGAUAUCAAUGCAUGCAAUGAUACACAGAUAGAGGGUAUUCCUACGGAGGCCCAGACACACUGUCGAUACCUCUCUGAUUGCAGUGGCUUAGAAUGCUGCUUUGAGAACCAGUUUAGUCUCGGUAGCAGAAGAAUUUACUUCAUGACAAGAAUGGACUGUAACAAUCUGGAGUUUCAAAUAGAGAAUAAAAAAGUGCAGAAGUCUUUGACAGCCCUCACUGAUAAUACAGUCUACAUGGAGAUUAUUGGAGAUCCAGUAACAUUUCAAGUCAACUACACCACAGUCAGGAAUCUUGCUAACCAUGCCCUUGAAGUGGCCUUGUCAAUAUCAGAAUCCAUGUCUGGAGCAGUGGUUUACAAUGUCAUGAAUUUAAAUGCUACCAGGGUAGCUACAUCAGGAUGUGUUCCUGGCAGAAGGAGGCGAAGGAGAAGAUCUAUUGACCUGUCAAAAUUACAUCCAGACAGAUUUUUAGAAAGCAUAAGGAUUCUCUUAAAGAACAAUGCACCGAGUGAAGAUUUUGAUGCAUUUUACCAACUAAUACUGAGUGAAAAUAAACUUGAAAAAGCCAUAAAUUUGGCUGCCACUCUGUUGUCCAACAAUGAUGUCACAACUGGAAUCAAAUCUCAAGUACAGGCUCUAGGGUCUGGUAACCCAUUCACCAUCAAAACUACAGAGGAGAGCUUCAGUUCAGUCACAGUUCAGGGAGCUUCUGCUAUUGCAAACACUUUGGGUUCCUCUGCUUCUAUACCUGGAAGAGAGCAUCAGACUUACAUAGUGGGAAGUGGAGUAACUGCACAAGGGGCACAGAACCUGGCCAAGAAGCUGGCAUGUAUGACAGUUGGUGACUUGGAUGCCUUACUACAGAUCAAAGACAUUGAUCCUGUAAAAGUGGCUCUUCUUCUGAAGGAAAUACAAGACUUGGCAAAAGCUCUGUAUUCUGAAUUCAUCAGCAAGUUGUUUACUGCGGGAGACAGUAUAUUUAAAAGUUUUGAUGUGGAACUCAAAGGCGAUUUCAGCUUUCCCAGACAACAAGGGACGCUCUUUGCAUUUUCUAAAACAUUCCCAGUGGGAGGAUUUUUAACAAUGAAUUUUGGUUUUGGAAUCAACUACUAUUUCGGUGUAAAGUUUACUGUUGGGGCAAAGAUAAUGGAGAUGAAAGCCAUUGUGGAGGUUGAGCCUUACGGAGGUUUGAUGGUCUGGGGAGAGCUGGGUAUAGGAUUUGCACUGUAUGGGAAGUUAAGACUGGUUGGAUACAUCAUGGACACUGGGUUCCCAGUAACAGCAGAGGUCACAUUUAAUAAAUUCCCACUAGAUGUUAGACUUAAAAUGUUCUUGAGACUUACUCCAAUAAAACUUAGACUGUAUGCACUGGUAACUCUUGAAAUUGACCUGCUGUUUGGUUCAAUAAAACUGACUUUGUUCAAAACAAAGCUAUGGCAAUAUCAAACUGCAACAAUAAGAAAACUGCUGAUAGAUAAUUCCAAGGCCGAAGAGGACACAUCACCUCCAAAACUCCAAAGCUUUGGUGGUACAACUGCUCCAGGAUCAUGUGGAGUUUUACAGGUGGCUGGACGGGAUCAUACAGAGCCAGAGUUUACAAUCAAUGUUUUAGCUGAGGAUGACAGAAGCAAUGUCAAUCUACACCUGGACAUUGGAACAGUGCCUGGGGGAUCCAAUGUCAUGUCCAAAAGACAGUUAGGGGGCUUUUCAACAGCAUUGAAUGAUGUCUUACAUCCAGCAGGUGUUCCUCUUUACUUCACGGUCCAUGUGUCCAAUGAAGCAGGUGUGAGUGUCCCCGCCACCUGUAAGCUGGACACCUUUGAUGUCACUAUACCAGGUGGGAGGAUGGCGGAAGCUUUUGUGUCCACCAGUAACCCCAAUGUGUUGAAGGCUGUAGUCACGGUGUAUGAAGACUCUCCCCUCAUACUGACCAUGGUGGCAGUGGGAUAUGGAAAGAGCAUUUGGGGAGAACAGAUCAUCAGAUGGAACACAACAACAGUAGCAGCCAAUACAGUGGAUUAUGACGUUGGUCAUGACCCUUUGAAUCUCAAGGUCAUGACUGUGUUCGCCUCUGGUAAAGCAGGAAGACUCGUUGGUAGAGGUAUCAGAGUAGGAGAGUUCCACAAGAUUACAACCAAGGAGGAAUGUGCUGCUAAGUGUAAUGGACUGCAUGCCACCAAAUGUCUAAGCUUUAACUAUGAUUUUGGAUCUUCUGGACACUGUGAGCUUCUGGAGGCUAUUGAAGGGCAUGACCACAAAAUAUCACACGAUGGGCAUUACAUGCAUUAUGAGAAACUAGGAGUCGGAUCCAACCAAGGAUUUGAGUACAACAAUCUACAGCUGCCUCAUGACCACAUCAUGUACUUCAAUUUCCGUAUUGUUAAUAGUAUGGGAUUUGAGAACAUACUGUCAUCCAAACCUAUACUCACCGAUUAUACCCCUCCAGAUCCUACAUCUUGGCAGAUAAACAUUACAAAAGACAGACUAGAGACAAUAGAUUGUCUUGAUGUGAUUCCUGAUGACAGAGAUGAUUGGGAAGAAAGAUUCUGUGAAGGAGUCAAUCCAAAGAUAAAGAACCACCGCAUUGUUACUGAUGGAGAGGGCUCAGAAACAGUCUAUAAUGGACACACUUAUAAGAACGACCUCAAGUACACUAGAGCCAACAGAUAUAUAUCUGCAAACUGGGAUGGGAUCUAUGACAAUGAGACAGGAAUCCUGGGAUACUCGGUCACAGCUGGGGAGUCCGUCUGUGAGGAGAAGAUCAAACAACACCACGACCCCCACGCCCACCUGUUUCAUCGGUCCCAGUGGACACACACUGUCAUGAUGACCCCUCUGGAGGAACCCUAUACUAUUUUACCAGAUGGCCCCUAUUACAUCACAGUGAGAGCUAUAAACAACAUACAGUAUGGAGGUGCACUCAGCACGAGCUUCUGUCAUUCCACACCAUACAUAGUGGAUAACAGCCCCCCUCUGGUCUAUGAAGUUUACAAUGUCCGCUAUGAUGAGGACAAGUUUAACCUCUCUCUAUCUCAUAAUUCAUCUGAUCCGAACUCUGGUGUGAUAAGAAACGAUCUUUGCUUGGGAAAGUCCACUAGAGACUGUGAUGAACUGAUGUGGGUUCCAAUGGAGUACAACCAAAACAUGACCUACUUAAAGAAAAUAACAGAGGGUGUUCCUAUCUGGGUGAAGGUCAAAGUUGUGAAUAAUGUGGAUUUGAGAACAAUUGGAAGAUGUGAUUCUCCCCUCAUUGUGGACAGAUCGCCCCCAGUUGCUGGAAUAGUGAAUGAUGGAGAGAUACAUGCUGUGGACCUGGAUUACACUAAAUAUGAAGACAAGAUUUGUAGCAACUGGCAGAGUUUCUAUGACCCUCAAUCAGGCAUUGCUAUGUACAUGGUGGGUGUUGGAUCCUCUCCCAAUCAGACCGAUGUCGCCAACUUGACUCGAUUUUCCAGUAAAUCUCAUGUGGCUUGUGUGGAGCUGAAGCCAGAUAAUUAUCUGUCACACAACCAGAAAUACUUCACCACUGUGUUUGCAUACAAUGGAGGUCACAAACAGCAGAAUGUGUCAGCAAUUUCAAAUGGAGUUUUGGUCGAUUUAACAAAACCAGUUCCAGGACAGGUGGUGGAUGGAAGUUCAGUCAAUUUCACAGACAUGAAGUACACCACUAGUCAAGCUAAAGUUGACCUACAAUGGAGAAACUUCUAUGAUCCCGAGUCCAACAUUAGUCAUUAUGAUGUCAAAGUGUAUAGGGCAGGAAACCUGAGUCAAGACUAUGAAGAAGUCCGAGACUGGACAAAGUUUGAUGCUUCAACCAGCAGUGUUAAAUGGUUGAAUUUCCACAAUCACCACAAGGACAGAAUUAAAACCUCCCUAAGAACCACAAACAGGGCUCUGAAUGAGAUUGUAAACACCACAGAUGGGUUUAUUGUUGACUUGACUCCUCCACAGUUACACUACUUGUGGGAUGGGGCUCUGGGCAAGGACAGAGAGUUCCAAUCAGAAACAAGUCAGCUUACAGCAUCAUUUAAGUACUCGGACAAGGAAUCUGGAGUAGACCAUAUCAAGCUUAAAAUCUUUGAAGUGUACCAUGGCUCUCGAACCCAAAAAUAUCCAGUGGUGCGUAAUGAAUGGAAAGACCUUACCAGUGGAGACAUGACCAGCUACACUUGGACAGGCCUGUCUCUGAGAAAUGGAGCACGAUACACCAUGAGAGUAGGCGCUAUCAACCAUGCUGGGUUCCUGGCUUCCUUUGAAACAAAUGGAGUUGUUAUCGACAUUACCCCACCAAUGGUUUUGUGGUUGAAAAUUGGAGUAAUUGGCGAUGCCAAGGAGCAACAGAUAGAUGGUCAUGUAUGGCAGGCAGAUAGGAAGGGUAUCCAGGCGUCCUGGCUGUGUAAGGACCCAGAGUCUGGAAUCACAGAGUAUGAAGUAGCAGUUGGAACCACUCCAGGAGGAACAGAUAAGCUGCUGUGGAAGUCAGUGGGAACAGAGAGCAGUCAAUACAUCAGUGGGCUGAAUCUAGAACUGACCAAUCAGACAACGAGAUCUCCUGUGUACUAUCUGUCAAUCAGAGCCAGGAAUGGGGCAGGAGUGGUCAACUCCUCCCCUAAAAUCUCAACACCUAUUAUUGUAGUGGAAGAGGACAAAGCCGGCAUUGUUGUGGAUGGUCCCAAUAAUGUGGACCGAACAGUAGUAGAGAAACAAGCAGUUAACGUCACCUCAGACAUCGACUACCAGCUGGGCUCCUCUACUGUGUCUGUCCAGUUCACUGGGUUUGAGAGUGCCCUCCACGGAGUGAUGCGUUUUGAAGUGGCUGUUGGGACACAGCCUAGUGGAGAUGAUGUGCUUCCUUUUACAUCAGCCAACAUUGUCCACAUGGAAGAAGAAGAUAUUGCUGGGCAUGGUUUAUCAAGUUCUGGUUUUGUCCAAAUGAACUUGCCUCUGGAAGCCAAUAAAACCUACUUUUCAACAAUUCGAGGAGUAACAAAUGGAGGUAACAUCUUGGAAACCAGUUCUGAUGGAUUCACUGUGGACCAAACACCUCCAGUGAUUGGAAUUGACAGAUUGGGAGACAAAUCAGCUACUGAGGUAGAUGUGUCUGAGGGGGUGUUGAUUUAUGAACAAACAGUGGAUGCAUUAUCAGCUAUGUGGCAUUACAAUGACACCGAGUCCCAGAUAGUCAGGGCUUGGUACUCUGUAGGAACCUAUCCAUACGGCCAGGACAUGGCCAGCAGAAAAGAAGUCACCAUGUCAUCAACACUGUCAAGCUUCCUUGCCAAUAAUGAAGUCACACCUGAUAUUACAGGUAAACCUAAUAUCAUCAGUGUGUGGGCAGAGAACUCUGUAGGACUGGUCAGCAAAUCAAGAACAGGGACUGUGGUCAUUGACAAGACAGCUCCAACGGCAGGCACAGUCAGUUGUCCAGCAUUCAUACAGGUCUCUGUUCCUGUCGUGUGUACAUGGACAGGAUUUUUAGACACAGAGUCACCAAUCAAGGAGUACAGAAUAAUGAUGGGCAAUUCUAAGGGAGACAACUCCCUGUUCUCUGGUGGUCUUGUGCCCGGCUACAUGCAAACCUUCACCAUUCAAGGAAUUGGACAAAAAAUGGAGCAUGGGGCCAAAUACUAUGUGACAGUAACAGCAGUCAACUCUGUAGACAUGACUGAGAAUGCUUUCUCUGAUGCCAUCGGGGUGGAUCUAACCCCACCACAGAAAGGAAUGGUGGUGGAUCUCGGCUCAGUGUACAGAAUUGAUGUUACCAGCAGUGACAACACUGUGGCUAUGAACGCAAAAAUCUGUCUCACAGAAGAUGAAUGCAAGUCCCUUGAUGCUGUGUGUACAGAGUCCUUGACCUCUCUUUCCUUGACCUGGAUUCCAUUCACUGACCCAGAAUCAGAUAUCACUGAGUAUCAGAUAGCUGUAGGAACAACACCAGGAGGGGGACAGGUCAAAGCUUUCUACAAAAUCCCUGUAGACAGUAAACAUCACACGGUCACUGGACUCAAUCUGGAUGGCUACAGACAGUUGUUUGUCUCAGUAAAGGGGAUCAAUGGAGCAGGAUUGAGCAGUGUCUCUACUUCUGAUGGAGUGUACAUAUCGUACCUGAGUCAAGGGAGACCACCCCUGUCUCCUAUUGGUGUCUUUGACAUGACUGAUGGAGAAGAUGUUGACAUAGAUUUCCAGACAGAUAUAAACACCAUACAGGCUGGGUGGGAUAUGUCAGGUGACCCCUGUCCAGCGGUCAAAUAUGAGUGGGCCAUCAGGAGAAUUGAUGGACUGGAGGUUUCCAGUUUCCUGGAUAUGGGAGUGAAAACAAGAGGACUGAAUGAUGGGUUAGUCAUGAAGAAUUUAGAAACCUACAUUAACUUGGUAAAAGUGACAAAUGCCAUAGGAUAUGAAUACACCAUGAGAUCCAAUGGUGUGACAGUACAGGAGACACCUAUUCUGCCAGGCAAGGUGUUUGAUGGAGACAUUGAUGGUUAUGAUCUGAAUUAUCAACCUACCAAAACUACAGUAUCAGCCAACUGGAAUGGAUUUGGGUUGCCAGCAGAUGCAAUAUCUCAAAUUGAGAUUGAAAGUGGUAAUCCAGGAAUACAUAUAGAUAAAGACAAACUUGAGGAACAAGAUGGCAGUCAGCAAGUGGCAUAUUAUCUGGUGGCACUGGGAACUGAUCGACGGUUCAACCACACCAGAGAUGAUGUGGUACCAUAUACUAAUGUUGGAACAAACACUUCAGUGACCUUUUAUGACCUUGACCUGACCCCAGGCAUUGCUGUUUAUUAUUUCUCAGUGUACGCCAUUAGUAAAUCAUUCUCCAGAACCCUAGUGACUUCUAAUGGUUUCUAUGUGGGAUAUGAUGGAGGAGUUAUAGCGGGAAACAUAUUAACACCUGGUCCAUGUGUGUCAAGAUCAUCAGUAUUAGAAGUACAGUAUGAGGGAUUCACCUCUAAACUUGGCAUUCUGAUGUACUACAUAGCCAUCUCAAAUCACACUGAAGCCAAUUCCACAAACUGUAAACAAUAUAUUGAUGGUGGUAGUUUACCAGAACAAGAGAGGAAAUCAUUGUUCUCUGUACUUGAUGUCACUAACAUGGGACAUGACACUUACACCAACAUAUCAGGCCUUCAGAUGGAACAGGGAAAAACUUACUAUGUUUGGGUCAUGGCUACGGACAAGUCCGGGGCCUGUGAAAUGACCUAUUCAGAGUUUUUGGUGGACAUCACCCCUCCUGAGGUUGGAGGACUAAAAACUGGGCCAUGGUAUGAUAUGAAUAUCGCUUAUACUACCGACAACAGUAGCAUAAAUGCAACCUGGGAGGGAUUCAAAGACCUGGAGUCUGGAAUUUCUAAGUUUGAGGUAUCCCUAUGGAAGAACAAAACCUGCCAGAAAAACAGUGAGACAGUCUUAGUCACUGAUUGGAUAACACUCAGUAGCAACUACUCCUUCUACCAGUUGGUGGACCAACAACUAGAGAGAAAUGUGCCCUACUUUGUGAAGCUGCGAGUGACUAACUGUGCUGGACUGUCAGUGGUGAAAGAGUCUCCUCCAGUAUUUGUUGACUGUGCUCUCCCAACUCCUGGGGUAGUCAAGAAUGGAAUUGAUUUCCAGAGUGAUGGACUGUGGUUUCAUGACCCAACCUCUGUCCAAGGAACUUUCCUUCAUUUUGCCAACCCUAAUUUCCUGCAACACACCUGUCCUGAUCAGGAAAUAUCAAUGAGAGACAACAGUGAAUGGAGACAGCUGAAUAAGCUUGGAAUGCUGGACCCUGAUGGAGAAGCCUGGAGGAUAAAGUAUGAGGACAAGUAUGUCAUUCCAGCCCCUGUCGAGGACAAAGUGGACCUUAAACUGGUUCUCACCAAAGAUUCUACCAACAGAGACAUCAUGGGAGCUGGUGCUAUCUACAGAAGAGCUGAACUCUAUAAUGGUGGCACCUACAAGUUCCGACUACAAGCUGCUGAUCAGGAUGGGGAGGCAGUGACAGAGAUCUUGUUCUGGGACGGUCCAGAGGAAGGCAUUGCCACAUACAAGUAUCAGCCAGAGACUGAGUUUGUCAACUGUGACUGUUGCUAUGUAGAUCCCAUACCCCAGUGGUGCUCCGGCUGCAACUGUACAAGCUACUUGAUGAACCAAGGUUAUUAUCUGAAUGAGACAUUCACCACCACCCCUGUCCCUACCACCACUACCCCGGAAAAUGUAACCUUCCCUCCGUAUAAUGUAGUGGACAAACAAGGAUCAAGUGUUAUAGACAAACCUGAUUUAACAGCCAACACCGCACAGGAUUCUUGUGGAGUUCAAAUCUAUUCAGCAAACUUGAAAACGAACACAAGUGCAAACAUUGUGUCCUGGUGCAGAUAUUUCAAUGAUACGAGCAGAAUGCGAAGCUUGGUUAAUGAGAUCGACAUCAAUCCAAGUGAUGGUUUUCACAAUUAUAAAGUUGAAUUUGCUGUCAAAAAUGAGGAGGCUACCUCUACUGUAAUUUGCAUGAUGGUGUACAUGGAUGACAACUUCCUGAAUGAGAUCUGUGAUGUCCCUCAUCUGUCAACUGAAGCUCUACUGUUCAUACAUGUGUUCAAACGCUUGAACCAGUUACCAGAACACUCAGACAAGUUCAGUGUGUGGUCUGCUAGAGCCUCAGUGUCUUCUCUUGUAAUGCCACCCCCUGUAGGAACUCUGUGUAGAUCUGGUCAGCAGUUUGUCAGUUUAACAAACCCCAUUAUGAAGUAUGAAGCAGGUGUGGGAACAACAUCAAUGGCUGAUGAUGCUGCAGAGUUUAGAGAGAUUGACCGUACCUGUAUCCCCUGUACAGACGAAUGUUCUAGAUACGGUUGUGAUAAAUCCUGUGGAAUUGCAGAAACUGUACUGAAAACCUUCACCCUCUCAAAUCUUACCUUACCAUCGAAGAAAAUGACAACAAAUGACACUGGUCAUGAAAUACAACAAAUUGUGACCUACUAUCUCACAGUGAGAGGUGUGACAGGAUCGGGAGACACAGCUGUAGCUUCCUCCAAUGGAUUCUACAUCGACGAUUCACCUCCUGUGUUCGACCCAGAAGUCAUGAGUGCAUUCUUUUACUAUGAUGUGGGACAAGGGGAAAGUACUCCUGUCAAGUUUCAGAAAUCAAACGACACAAUUAAGUGUAUCUGGAAAUGUGAUGAUAAAGAAAGUGAUAUUGUGGAAAACUUUUGGGCCAUUGGUACAUCUCCGGGAGCAACAGAUAUUCAAAAUUUCACUUCUACAGGUCAGAGUACUGCAGGAAUCAACAACAGAUUGGAGGGAAUUUUAGAACACGACCAAACAUACUAUGCCAGCUUCAUUUGUUCUAAUGGUGCAGGACUGAAUACAACAUACAUAGACACUGGAGGAGUGAUUGUGAAGCUGAUUCCACCAGAUGUAGACUCUGUGAACAACACAAUACCUGGCACCUCUCACUUCACAGAAGAAGUCUUCCCCAAAGAUUCCCUACAACAACAAGAUCCUAACUCAGUUGGCUUCACCUUCACGAAAUCAGAAGACCCUUCUGUCAACAGAUAUGAUCUCUGUGUUGGAUCGGAAGAGGAAACAGAUGACAUUAUACCUUGUACCUGGGUGGGUUACAAUAUGUCUGGCUCUGCUGAAAUCAAAGAUGGAGCUCUCUGGAUAAAUGGAGUACAGGUCAGAAAACUAUCGGACUUGAAACCCUAUCAGGAUUACACCAACACCAAUAACUCUGCUUCCAAUGGUUUUACCAUGCCGGUGGGCCAGCAGAUGUUUGUGACCAUGCGACUGUGUAACAAGGCAAUGCUGUGUACUAACAAAAGCCUGGGGGUAGUGGUCAUCACCAACAGUGAUUCUGUGGUGGCUACCUCAACCAAUGGAAGUGCCAUUGAAGAAAAGCUCUCAAUUACAAGCAGGAAAAGAGCAGUAGCAGAACUGGAUAUCCAGACACCAAGUGGUUUAGCUGCUGGACAGGCUAUUGUUGUCACCAAACUAAGUGAGUCUGAUCUCGCUAAAGACUACCACUCAGAUGCCUCCAUAGAUUUUGUGUCGUACAUACAGAAUCCAGCGACAUCUAGAGACAUGGCGGAGAGACUUCUGUAUAAAAGGAUUUAUGGACAUAGCUUUGCCUUUUCCAUUGUCCCUCUUGGCAAUGUGCCAAUGCCAGGCCCUGUCGUCAUUACAUAUCCUGACAGUGUGGGCCACAUAACCACAGGCAACAGAACCAUGUUGCUUCAUUGGAAUCCAGUGAUGCAGUACUGGGAGAUCUCCAGCAGAACUUGUAAACACCUCCCUCCAGAGGAACAGGAAGUCUACGACCCUGUCAGACAAACCAUGUCUGUCAAGGUGUGCAAUACUCACACAGACAACAAGGUUGAUACAAAAACAAGGAGGAGAAGGGCAGUAACUCUGACAGAUUAUUAUGAGAAGGAGACAAUGUUCAUUCUGUCCUUGACAAGUGCCUCCAUUUACAACUCUGCUCCAGUACUGGAUAGUCAAACUCAAGUCAACAUUAUGGAAGACUCGGGAACCUUGCACUAUCAGCUCUCAGCAGUAGAUGAAGAAGGAGACCACAUAGUUUUCUCUCUAUUAAACCAAACAGAAAGGGGAGAGGUCUCCCUUACAAGUGAUGGAUUUUUGGUGUAUACUCCAUGUCUUGACUGCUUUGGAGACGAAGAAAUCAACAUCCUGCUGAAAGAGAACCAGACCAGCACAGAUAUUCCACCAGCCAGUUCCCACGUAACCAUCAACAUCCACAUCCAACCAAUCAACGACCCUCCUGUUGUCUUCUUAACGCUGAAUGGCUCAUCACUGUUAAACAAGGAUCCCACUGAGGAUGUCAUUGUGUUACUAGAAGCAAUCAACGAUUUCAACUCCAAUGACAGCAGGCUAUGGAGAGCCAGGAUUGGAGCUUUUGAUGUUGAACAGAGUGACACAUUGAAACUUGUACUGGCCAAUACCAUUGAUUUUAAUAUAUCUGUGAUGGAAGAAAGCAGACAAGUGCCACAACUCUUUAAAGACUGCAAUAGUUCUGAUGGGAUGAGGCCCACCAUGAUGCCAUGUUCAGACAACUUCACACAGAACCUUCCCCAUCCUGCACCAGAAUUGUCCUGGUUAACCUACAUCAUUGAAUUCACACAGCCAAAGAAUGUGUUUGGAAACUUCACAGUUGGUUUGUACUUCGAAGACAGCUCCAACCAGACCUCUCUACCUAUUAACAUUAAGUUUGGCAUCAUGGAGAUGCCAUGUCACAACAAUGGAACAUGCCAAGCCACUGGAAUAUACCCCUGUGAAGACACACACAGGACCCACAGCUUUGAUGCCUACUAUAGAUGUGUGUGUAGAGGAGGGUACCAGGGUAAAUACUGUACAGAGGAUGUGAACGAAUGUCUGAGUGACCCCUGUGUGCCUCCAUUUGUCUGUUACAAUGACCUGGACAGUUACCGCUGUGCCUGCCCCUCGGACAACCCCCACUGCGAGUUAGUUCUGUGGAUGGGGGUGGUCAUUGCCCUCAUUGUGGUCAUUAUCCUGGUACUCGGGGCUAUAGGCCUCUACAGAUACAGGAAACAGAGAGGGAAAGAGUACUUGAUAAAAAAAAGCUCAUCAGAACUGUCUCUUCCAUCAGUUUUGGAAAGUGACCAAGAUGAUUACACAGAAUCAGAGGAGGAAGAAUUUGGAGUUCGAGAAGACGACACUCAUUCACCUGCACCAAAAAUCAACUGGGCUGUUAACUUGGAUGAUGACAACUAUUCUGAAGAGGAUGAAACUUUUGUACAUCCUCCUCCAAUUCUUCACAGUCCACCUGACAUAGAAAUGCAGUACAAGAAAUUCUACCAGCGACACAGAAAAACCAGCUUCAAGCCUCUAAUACCAGGACUACUCGGCCAGGAAGACUUCUCCCCGUCCAACACGAGGAGAAACUCCCUCCGGAACAGGAGAGUGGCCCCAGAACCAAUCCUGACCACUGACGCGGUGGUGUCUGCUGGUCCCAAGGACAGGGAAUACAUAGAGGAAAACUUCAACACCCCUACCGACAGUGAUACGCCCAUCCAGGGAACAACAACCUUGAAGGAAAACAGGAGAGGAAGCACCCCCUCAAAUGAGGAUCCGUCCUCCAGCCCGGGGUCGCCGGCUCCCACAGAGGACACCAGGGAGAAUGGCGUCCAGUCCCCAGUUGAUCCCGACCACUUCACCACCAGACUGGCAUGGAAGUCGGAUGUAGAUGAGGAAAACUGUGAGGAACAGUCUGAAGUGUGAAUAUAUACACGUAAUGUGACCAUGAUAAAAGUUACCCCUGGUAUACAUAUGACUGGUCACAUUGAGACAUUUUUAAUUUGACGUUUUUUAAAAGAAUAUCUUCAAAAUUCGUAGUUGUAUGGAAUUUUCACUUUUUCAAAAUACAUGAGUUUUUUUUUCUCUUAUUUGUUUUUUUUGCUUUGACUGUAGUAGAGUUUUUUAAAAUAAAAAUUGUAUUUGUCUGUAAAAGUGUUUACUUUUUUUUUUUUUUUUUUCUUUUUUUUUAAUUGGGUUUUUCAUUUCACAACAUAUGUACAUAUGUAACAUAAUAAUGAUUGGAACGUUUAUAUAAACAUAUUACAUAGUCUUUAUACUAUUUCUACUUAAUAGUACAGUUUUGUAUAUUUCAUAUGAAGUGAAGCUGAUUUUGAGAGAGAGAGAGAGAGAGAGAGAGAGAGAGAGAGAGAGAGAGAGAGAGAGAGAGAGAGAGAGAGAGAGAGAUUAUGCAGGUGGAUUACAAUACAAGUAUAGACUAUGCUAUA
Molecule: messenger RNA, 36744 nt
Organism: Magallana angulata
Lineage: Eukaryota; Metazoa; Mollusca; Bivalvia; Ostreida; Ostreidae
Exons: 216
Coding region: 113-36223 (12036 amino acids)
Biological process (GO): lipid transport
Molecular function (GO): protein binding; lipid carrier activity; calcium ion binding
Source: RefSeq, a predicted model, not a curated record